Molecule: messenger RNA, 4110 nt
Organism: Scleropages formosus (Asian bonytongue)
Lineage: Eukaryota; Metazoa; Chordata; Actinopteri; Osteoglossiformes; Osteoglossidae
Gene: misp
Product: mitotic spindle positioning
Exons: 5
Coding region: 116-3013 (965 amino acids)
Source: RefSeq, a predicted model, not a curated record
CACACACGCGCGCACACAGACAUAGGACAGCCCAGGAGCCACACUAUGUCAUGUGCUUAGCGGUGUCGAGAGGAACAGCAAACAGUCGUCCACUUCAACAAACCAUCAUCGUUAUAUGUUACCAAUGACUCAAGAAGAUCAAGUAGUGAGCCAUUUGAUCCAGCAUCCUGCUAGGCAAGCUCCUCAGUCCCCACAGGAGGGACCCUCAUCCACUGGAGGAAUGGAGACCGCACGCAGGAGAUGGGUGAUCCAACCGCUGUCCCCUAAACUGGAACCAACAGAUUUAAGGAGCAUUCUCGCUUCCAGCAGAGAGCAAAGUGGCCAGGAGAGGAGAUGGGCCAUCAACAAUGAGCAAAAGCAGAAUGGCUCUCUUACCUUGGUGUUCCCUCAGCACUCAGUAACUGUGACAUCGCAGAAGAGUGAGCAUAACCAUGAUGUGUUGGUCCGGACCAGUCAGGUCCAGGUGUCUGAGGGGGACAAAAGCAGGAGCUGGGAUGCAAGCUGUCCCAGCAGUCCUAGUAGCGCUAGCAGCACCGAGUCCCAGAAAGGAUUCUACUCCUUCGUGGAUGAAGAGUCAAACCCUGAAGCAGAGAAAACAGCAGCUUGGAUGGCCUCCCCGGAGAGACAGGCCAAAUUGGCAACUUUGAAAGAGGAAAAUGGUUUUAAGUUACAGGCCUACAGUGAAGAGAGAAAGCCAGAGAAACUGUUUCAGGACAGCAACGAUGACUCGCGCUAUCAGAUAGAAGACGCAGAGGCUGUGGAGCGAGAUGAGAGGAAUGAGAUGCAAGAAAGGCUGGAGAUCAUCCGCAGCCAGGCCCCCAGGAAGAAGCCCACUUUCACAGAGCAGUUGGGUGCACUUGAAAGCGUGGACCUGAGCAACUCCUCGCAAAUGUUGGAAGGGCUUAGUCUCUGUUAUAGCCCCUCAAGUGCAGAGAAAAGCCACACGGGGGCUGAGCCUUCCACCACUGACACGGAAAGGAUCAGCUUCAAUGCAGCACGGCAGCAAUUCCUGAGCAUGGAACAGAGUACGUCCAACUCUUUCCUUCAAAGUAGCCAGCAGCUUCCCUCAUCUAAAAGCCAGGAAAAACCCUUCCAAGCAGAUGGAAAGUUGGUUACGUCAAGGAAAGGUACUUGUGACAACCCUCCUGGAGGUCAGCCGAUAAGUCCAUCCUUUGACCUUGAUUUAGUGCAAAAUAAAUUGUUUGGAAGCAAAAGGGUGACUGUGUACACCUCUGAAGAAAAAACAAACAUGAAUCAAAGCUGCCUCCCUGACAACCUCAACUCUGAGUCGCUGUAUUCUCCAAGUGAACAAUGUAUCCUUCAUAGUGAUGACUCCAACAAAGUUUUGGGGCAGGAAGAAACUGGUAGUGGGCCUUCAUCCCUGGGUAUGACAGAGACACCCAUUGAGAGAGAGAUACGCGUUGCCCAGGAGAGGGAGGAGAGUUUGCGGCGAGAACGAGGCAUAAAGCAGACUGAUACAAAGGAGAUGGUGGAAAUUAAGACCAAGCCUUUAUUCUCCCUGGCAGGCCCCUUUGCAGUGCCGCUCAAGGCAAAGGAGAAAAACAGAGUGAGUUUCUUCAUCCAGCGGGAGAUUCAGAUGGAGAGCCAGAGGGAGGUGGACCUUCAGAACCAGGGCAAAGUGCCAGGUCUUUAUGACCGUGGGACACCCCAGGAGCUCGAGGACCGAAAGAGGGUCUUUGAGCAGCAAAGAGAUCUGGUUCCAGUGAUGCCCAACAAGACAAGUGUCCCAGGAAAACAGGCUGAUGUUAUGCAGGCCGAAACAGGAGCUGAAGACAUCACCAGGACUUCACAGACUGCUGUACUAGAAGAAAAAGAAAAGAGCAGUAUGUCAGCAGAAGAAGAAGUCUUGCCUCCUUGCUGUCCUCACAGGCACCCUGAUGAGAAGGCUCUACAGCUCUUCAAUACCGGGACCAUCUUAGAAACCAUUUCCACGAAGGAGGGAAAUCCACACACUCCACAAGACCUGUUCUCCCUGACCAGGGAAGAUAACAUCAUCGCUACAGAUGGUGCAGGAAACAGAGUCGCAACUUCCUGGACCCCAGCUGUUGCGAGGACUGCAAACACAAAUGCGGUAAACUCAGGCGAUGUCCCCUCUUGGCAGGAAGCAAACAAAGGAUCAACUUCAGCAAGAGGCAAUAAUUCUGCAAGGUUUACCCCUUUUCCUUAUACCCCUCUCUCCACACCUACUGGUUCACCUUCACUGAGCAGCAGGCCAAUCUUACGUCAGACUGGGCACCACGAGAGGUUCAACCUGAGGCCCCGCAAGGUCCAUACCCCUGAGGCGAUCCGCAGAGAAAUUGAGCAAGACCUGAAGCGAGAGGAAGAGCUCAGGAUGAUGCGGGAGACCAGUGUUCUUUCUACAUCUCAAGAUGUCCAAGAUAGGGUGAAUCAGCAAGAACUUUCUACAGAUGAUGUAGAGAAUGAGACCCCGCAACCUGUUUUAAAAAGUGAGACCCCUAAAGUUCUGGUGUUGAAGGAGGAAACCGAAGAAAUGAAGGAACAAGUCACCCGCGAGGAGACAAGCAAGCAAGCAAGCGACCUGUCCUUCUCCUUGGAAUCAGACACUGUUGAUCAUCAGCAAAGAGCACCAACCACCUCCAAGGGGCCAGAAAAGGUGACCGACUGGAGCACCCCAGUUCCAAGUCCUCGCCUGGUUCCCGGCUUCCCCUCUGUCUCCAUUGUCACAGCCCAGCCCUGGAGCUCCCCACGGCUCAACUCCUCCACCUUGACCCAGUUCGCCGCCCUGAAGCCGCAGACCGUGAGGUCAGAGACCGGGGUCUCCCGAGCUCAGAAGGGUCUCACUGAAACCCUGCUGGAUGACUUUGAAGAGAGGCGCGUCAGAAUGAAAAUAGGAGAGAAUGCGUAUGCUGGAAUCCAGCCAAGUGAUGAUGUGAACAAUGAGGUUCUGGAGGCCACUCGAGUCACCAGGCACAAAAGCACGCGGGCUCUCCAGUGGGAGGCAGGUGUGUUUGCCAACAAGGGAGAGGACUGAGUCGCUCGCUGCUAAGUGGCUGUCAUCACAGCAAGCAGAAGAGGAAAACGCAUCUCACUGCCCUCAGUACUGCUCUUAGACAUCUUCACCCUCUCCAUUCUUGCCACCUUCAUCUCUUUGACCCACCUUUUGUCCACAUGUUACUGAAAGCCUCUCUAUGAAUGCACCAGUUCAUCAGCGCUCUCUCAGCACAUCAGGACCUGGAAAACAUUUGAAUUAAUUCCAGCUUCAACCAGUUUCUCUUAUGGGAAGUUACAAAGAUAACCGCCUCAAUACUUAUUUAUUUUAAUCUUUCACUUCCUGAUAGUGGCAGCAUCAUCUAAGAACUGGUCUCACAAACACGGGAGCAAUUUAAUCAGUUGUACAAGCUGAUAACACAGAUGUGUGUUUUGACCAUCCACUGACUGAUCAUUAGAUUGGAGAAUCUGGAUUUUAUAGAAUGAUAGUCAACUUGUACAGGAGUUUCAUAAUGCGUGAAGUGAAGUGUAGUCAAGCAAAUCUAUGAAAAAAAAAAAACUUUUAAAGAAGUCUUUAACGUAUUACGAGUAACAAGCCACCUAGAAAGGCGGAGUUUUCUGUGUUACUUCAUUCAACAUGCCAACAAAAUCCAGUCCAUUUAAAAGGUUUGUGAUGGUACAGACAUGUUUUAAUUCUUAGUGUAAUUGCAAUGGUGUGUGUUUUAUUGGUUUGUAUCAGCAGCAGCAUUUUUAUGAAGGUCUUUUGGUCAUGGUCUACCUGGAAUGCCAGAGAGGAGGGAUAAGGAUGUGUGAAACACUGCCCCUAGAGGCAAAGUGAGCUUGAGCUUUAAAAUAUAAUAAAUGUAAGAUAUACCCAUAUAAAAAAUAUAGUAUAGUACUUAUACACCUUUCAGUGAUUAAUAUAAGUAGAGUCUGGACUUGAAAUGUACUUAAAGGUAAUUAACGAAAUAAGCAGUGCGAAGAGGCAAUCUAAUGAUUUACAGUCAUUUAGUCCAUGCACUUAGAUUUGAAACAGAAUGUUUCACCCGUUGUGGUAAAAAUGCUUUGGCUGUGGCAUAUAAAUCACUUAUGGCUUAAAUUUCACUUCCUUUUUGGUUACUACAAAAAGGUUAGGAAGUG